AUGGCGGAAGAGGACGCCCGUGAGUCCGCUCUGCUGAGACCCGAGGAGCAUGAAAGCUUCAGGCAGUUCGCUCGAAAAGAGCUUCCCUCCAUGUGGGCGCUUGGGUGGCCCAUCGCAGUGAGCAUGUUUUGCCGCUUCGCGAUGUUUUCCAUGGACUCGGCCUUUGUGGGCCAUCUGGGAAAUCGGCCGCUAGAGGCCUACCAAACGUCUUCUGUCUCUCCGGCAGUGCCCGUUUUCGAGCCCACCGCCACGCCGUUGGCGAUGAUGGCGGAAGCGGUGAGCGGGGACACCAUCUAUUCGCCCAAGCAGUACCUGGCCGCCUCGAGCUUGUCAGAUAUGGUGACCAACUUCCUGACGACACCGCUGUUGGCCAUGUCCUUCGGGCUGAAUCCCCUGAUCGCCCAAUCCAUGGGCUCCGGGAAUUUGAAGAUGGUGGGCACAUGGCUGAAGCUGAGCAUGCUGUGUGUGACACUGGCCACCAUUCCCUUCGUCACGGGCUUCUUCUUCGUGGACGACAUCCUCACAGCUCUGCACAUGGACCCAGAUGUGUGCUACCUCGCGGGGAUCUACGCCAAGUUCAACGCCAUUUGGGUGCUGCCCAACUCCUGGUACCUCACCAUGCGGGUCUACUUCCAGGCCCAAGGUAAAGCGCGGCCGGCCAUGUACUUCGGCUUGACCUUCCUCUUCGUGAACCUGUUCUUCCUUUGGAUACUUGUGGAUGGUGGCCCCGACGGCGGCAGCUGGUGGCGAUUGGGGGGCCUGGGCUUCAUCGGCGCGGCCCUGUCCAUCUCCUGCUCGCGCAUCGCACAGGCUGUGGGAUACUGGCUGUACAUGUUCGUGUGGAAGAAGCAGCACAAGCCCACCUGGCCGGGCCACAACUGCGACUUCCUGCAGCGGAAGUACGUGAAGCCCUACUUCGCCCAGGUGCUGCCCCAGGUGGCGACCAUGCUGCUCCAGUUCCUCAUCAGUCAGUCCACCACGCUCUUGGUGGGCAAGCUCGGGGUCUUGCAAGUGGCCUCCAGCACGGCCGCCACCCAGGCAACGGUGCCCGUGACCAUCUGUCUGCUGAUCACCUUCUCCUCGAUGACGGGCAUCCGCGUGGGCAUGAAGCUGGGCAAGGGCGAGGCCCAGGACGCCAAGCGCACGGCCUACCUCUGCAUGCUCUCCCAGGCCUGCAUGACGGCGCUCUUCGCCUGCAUCGUGCUGCCCCUGCGCAAGGAGCUGAUGUCGGCGAUGACCAGCGAUCCCGAGGUGCAGUCCCUGGCUGGGGAGCUGUUGAUCCCCAUCGUCCUGAACUUCCUCUUCGCGGGGGCGGUGAGUACCACCAACGGCGGCAUCUUGGCCUCGCAGGGCCGGACCCACCUCUCCGCGGCCCUGGUGAUGCUUUUCGAGCUGCCCUUCUCCCUGGGCUCCGUGGCCACGCUGGUCCUGGUCUUCCACGCGGACGUGCGCCUGGUGUACUGGACGCAGGCAGGGGUGACGCUCAUCGAGUGCUUCGUGGUGCUUCUGCUCGUGUGCCGCAGCGACUGGGCCAAGUACGCCCGCGACGCGCAAGCGCGGAACCGGCUCCACGAGGAAAGAGAGGAGCCAGCAAGCUCGCCCGCUCAAUGA
This is a messenger RNA of Effrenium voratum, 1611 nucleotides long. NCBI's taxonomy places the organism in Eukaryota, Dinophyceae, Suessiales, Symbiodiniaceae. The record is from the annotation of a GenBank genome assembly.